AGCGGCUGCAAAUUGUAAACAAACUCGUCCAACUAGAAAACAACCGUUUUGGAACAGAAUGCCGCCUUAUCAGCGCUGUGGGGAGAUAGUUUUGCUGAAGAAGCGGCAGACGAAUGCCUUUGCCUUCCAGUGCAUCCACUGUCCGGACGAGAAGCUGGCCAAUACACUCAAAGACUUUAAGUCGCAUCUGGCAUCGAAGCACGCGGAAAUUUUUGAUGAUGAGGAGUCGGCACAGACAGCCAGGGAAUCAACCCUGCGUAGUAGGGUCAGCAAAAAGCAGGCCGUAGAUGCAUCGUUGGCUACCGUGAAAGUAGAAUCUCUGGACGCAGAACAGCUCGUUGAUGAUCCUCUUCCUGAUGCUGAAAAUCCGCUGUUUGAUGCUGAUGAUCCUCUUCCUGUUGCCGGUGAUGCUUCUGUAGAAUGCUUUGCGCCAGAGACGGUGUUGGACUGGCCAAGCAGCGAUAGCCAAAGCACCACACUGGAGUUCCUGGAGUCGUGCAAUGAGGCGACAGACCCAACAGACACAACAAUCACAGGCACGGACACCUCGUUCUUCUGGAUGCAGGAGCACCCCAUCAUGCUGGCCUUCAUUGGGCAGCUGGAGGAGCAUCGCCUGCUCUGGGACUUGGGGAUGCUGGCCCACCGCAACUACAAGCGUCGCAGCGAAGCCUGCGCGAUGAUCGCAGAGCAGUUGAACUCCCAGUUCGCUCUGCAGUUUACGGGCGAGGAGGUGGCCGGUCACGCCAAGAGGCUGCAGGCUGUCUACCGGCGUGAGAAACAGCGUCUGGAACAGGAGAUGGCCCAGGGAUCGCCCACGACCCCACAUUGGUACUACGAUAGGUUGGGCUUCCUGGCGAAGAGUUUGCACCGAAAGCGACAUCCCAAGAUGUUGGGGGCUGCCCGGCCCGUGCCCCAACUGAACCAUCAGCAAUGCCUGAAGCUCAUUGACCUCUACCGGCAGUGCAGCGGCACCUGGGACAUGCAGGACCUGUCCUGCCGCCUGCGUCACGUGCGACUCGCGGCCAAGGAUAAGUUGCUGGCGCUGUGCCGCGUCGAGCUACAGAUUCCCUCGCUGGAUCCCUCGCUGCUGCAGCGCUAUACCCGAAACCUGCGCAACGCCUACCAGCAGGAGAAGAUGCGGCGCAUACAGUGCGAGCGGGAGAGUGGCGGCGGCGUGGCCUUCACUCCCCGUUGCCGCUACUACGCGCAGCUGCGGUUCCUCGAGCCACACGUCGCCCCCUUCCAGUGUGAUCUGUGCGAGCAGCUGCUGAACAGCGUGGACGUCUACAAAGUCCACCGGGCCGGGCACGACGGCAGCCUGCCGUUCGUGUGCCCCACCUGCGGCAGGGGCUUCUCGCGGAGCGGCAACUGCACGAUCCACCUGCGCCGGCACACGCACGACUACCAGCUGGGCUGCGAGGAUUGCGGCAAGCGGUUCGCCACCACCUCGGACCUGCAGGUCCACCGACGCUCGCACACAGGAGAGAGGCCCUUCUGCUGCGACAUCUGUGGGAAGCGCUUCAGCACCAGGUCGUUCUUCGAGCGGCAUAAGCGGCGGCACGAUCAGCGGCCACGCGGCAAGUGCCACAUCUGCGACAAAAGCUUCUUCGAGCAGUCCGUACUGAACGAUCACAUCAAGGGGCAUCUGAAUGUGCGCGACAAGGAGUGCGACAUCUGCCACAAGACAUUCACCAGCUGCAAGUACCUGCGCCAGCACAAGGAGAUCCACAAUCCCCAGAAGCGAUACAUCUGCAAGAUCUGCACCAAGGGCUUUGCCCAAUACGCCGGCCUCAGCGGGCACAUGAAGUCGCAUGGUCGGACAGCGGUACUUCUACCUGAUCCCAAAACUAUGCUAGCAAUCCCAUCGUCAACGUCAUAGAUAGACUACUGUAGGAGACAAUUGAAUCCAUACCCAAUCCCCAAUUUGAGGGGAUACAUUUGCGAUUGAUUGUGUGAUUGUGUGGCCCGGCGGGGGCGAGUGGCUGGUUCCUGUCGCUGUUACGAGAGUCACAGACCCAGACCCAUUCACGGAACAAAGCGAAGCCAACAGGCCACAGGGAAGGGUUGGAAGUGGAUCCCUAUCCCCCCUGCCCCCAAGUGGUGGCAGCCUUUCAGCUGAUUAUCGGCAACUAGUUUUAUUUUUAUAUGCAUUUUGUAUAUAUUUUAGCAUUUGUUUGGCUCUA
Drosophila persimilis is the source of this 2183-nucleotide messenger RNA. RefSeq names its product zinc finger protein 583. Bases 59 to 1879 code for a protein of 606 amino acids. The record is from RefSeq and is a predicted model, not a curated record. The transcript has 2 exons. Gene Ontology annotation, biological process: regulation of transcription by RNA polymerase II. NCBI's taxonomy places the organism in Eukaryota, Metazoa, Arthropoda, Insecta, Diptera, Drosophilidae. Gene Ontology annotation, molecular function: DNA-binding transcription factor activity; RNA polymerase II cis-regulatory region sequence-specific DNA binding.